Biomphalaria glabrata is the source of this 4249-nucleotide messenger RNA. Its product is annotated as 5'-nucleotidase domain-containing protein 3-like. The record is from RefSeq and is a predicted model, not a curated record. The transcript has 16 exons. The coding region runs from base 34 to 1635 and encodes 533 amino acids. Gene Ontology annotation, molecular function: 5'-nucleotidase activity. NCBI's taxonomy places the organism in Eukaryota, Metazoa, Mollusca, Gastropoda, Planorbidae.
UCUUGUUGAGAGUUGUCAACCCUGAAUCAGUGAAUGGCAACGAUGGCGGCGACCUACAAACUAAGAAAACCUCUUUCUUGUUUAUCUAAAUAUUUGUUAACAUUUAGUAGAAAUAAAUUAACACAAUGCAUAAAAUGUAGGCGCAAUGCAUCUUCGAAAUCAGAACUUCAUGAAAUUUACAGAGCUGCUAAGGCGGCUGCAGAAGAGUUACAUGCCAUGCCGGACCAAGAUCCAGAAGCCAUCUUUGCUAACAAUGAGCUCUCAUUGAGUGACAUUGAAGUAUAUGGGUUUGAUUAUGACUAUACACUGGCCACUUACACCCCGAGACUCCAUGAGCUGAUCUUCACUCUGGGGAAAGAAGCAUUGGUGGAGAAAUUAAAGUAUCCCAAGGCGAUUUUGGAUCUUAAGUAUGAUUCUGACUUUGCUGUGCGUGGACUUCAUUAUGAUAUUAAAAAGGGUUUGUUUAUGAAGAUUGAUCAGUUUCAUAACAUUCAACUGGGAACUGUAUACAGAGGUAUGCAGUCAGUUUCAGAUGAUGAAGUGAAAGCUUUGUAUGAAGGCACACAUAUAUCUAUUGAAGAUAUGAAUGUAGUCAGUGGCCAGGGUCCAAUGCAUCAAAUGGUUGAUCUGUUUGCUUUGCCCGAAAUUACACUGGUAUCACUCAUCACAGAGUAUUUCAUUUCCAAGAACAUAACCUAUGAUCCAGAAUAUGUCUUCUUUGACAUCCGAAAUACAGUUCAAGGAAUUCACAACUCUGGGCAACUUCACCAAGCCAUCAUUAAAGAUAUAGAUAUGUAUUUAUAUACUGAAAAAUGUCAUGAGACUAAACUGCUCCUAGAGAAUUUAUCCAAUGAAGGGAAAAAACUGUUUUUGGUCUCCAACAGUGGUUUCCCUUUCAUAGAUCAUGGCAUGAAGUAUAUUGUAGGCAAUGACUGGAGAGAACUCUUUGAUGUCAUCAUAGUCAAUGCAAGGAAGCCCAAGUUUUUCAAAGAAGGCUACAGACCUUUCAGAGCAUACAAUACAGAGGAAAUGACACCAUUGUGGGAUCGUGUGACAAGUUUCAAUAAAGGCAUGAUCUAUCAUCAGGGCAAUCACCAUGACCUCCAGGAGAUGACAGGUUGGUAUGGAACUAAAGUACUUUAUUUUGGAGAUCACCUUUACUCAGAUCUGGCUGAUCCAUCUCUUAAGUAUGGCUGGCGGACUGGAGCUAUCAUCCCAGAACUUGAAUCUGAAAUCAAUAAACAAAAUUCUGAAGUGUACAAGUCUGCUGUGAGGUGGCUGGUGGAUUUACAACAUUUAAUAGAUGAGAAUCAGCACCAGAACUCUCCUGAAUGUAAGGAGAUUAUUGAAUUGUGGCUUCAAGAAAGAAAUGAGUUGAGGGUCUUCUCAAAAUCACUGUUCAACAAGCAUUUUGGGAGCCUGUUUCGGACAUAUCACAACCCCACCUAUUUCUUCAGACGUCUAGCUCGUUUUGCUGACAUCUACAUGUCCAGCCUAACCAACUUGUUACAGUACUCAACCACCUACACCUUUUACCCACAUCGAAUUUUACUUCCGCAUGAGCCCAGUGUUUACUCAAUGAGAGUUUUCACAGAGUUGCAGACCAAACCUGACGAAUCUUCCAAACGAGUUUAAGGCUCACUCUGUCAGAGUUUUCACUGAUGUUGAAUGGAGAAAACCAAUAGAGCAAGAACUACACUCAAACACUGGCUGCUUUAUUUGUAUUUAUUUUGCAAACUUGUGUAUAAUAGUGCUCUUCCUUUGAUAAAUUUGAUGUUUUCAUGUUGAUUAGUGCCAGUUGUGUAGUUUAUGAAGUACAAGUUAGUGAAGUUGUUUGUACAUUUUUUGUUUAUUACUGAAAAAAUGAAAAAUAUAAGAAACAGGACAAUUUUUUAUAUGUAUCUUAGUCUAGCAAAUACUAAGAUAGUAUUCAGCAUUAUUGUAAAUCGCCAAAUAUUCUUGUCCUUGUUGAAUGGUGCUGGUGUUGAUAAUUCUAGUAAGUUUCCUAGAUUAAAUUAUUCAACGAAUAGAUAGAGAAAAAACACAGUGCAAUAGUAUAUCAUGCUAGAGUUAUUGUAUUUGUUUUGAGUUCCUUGAAUUAUUGUAUUUAUGGGUUAGGAGUUCCUUUCAUUUUUUUAAUGCUUAUGAGAUUUUAGUUUGGUUAAAAGAUUACAACAUUUAAAGUAUAGAGAAACCCACUGAAUUGCACUCUGCAUAAUGUGUUUGUUCAUGUAAUAUAUAAAAAUUAAAUAUGUCCUAAAGUACUUUUUGUUUUUCCAUAUUAUCAUGUUCCUCUUUUUUUGCAUAACCUAGUUAAUAUAAUAAGAUCUUGCAUAAUAGCAGUGCAAUGAAAUGUCUUUCACUGUAUUCUUCUGCUAGAUAGUUUGCUUUCAGAAAGAUAUAUUGAUUCCUUAUUCUUAGUAAUGAAUACAAAAAUAACUCCUCUCAAGAUUUAUAGCUUGUGUAUGCUUGAAAUAAAAAAAAAAAAAAAAAACAAAGUCUAGUUUACUUUGCAUUGUCAUGUUGAUCUGAUCUGCAGCCAUUCUUUGUGCUUCUGGUGAACAGUUGAAACUUGAUAUCUCCACAAUGCUUUGGGCUUUUGCCUUUUAUUUUUAUUAAACUUAAUGUGUUUAUCUAUAUAUAUAUAUAUGUAUUGUUUAUGAGUGUUACUUAACCUAACAAAGAUUAAACUCAAGGUUGUGAUUGUGGUAGCAUGUGACAUUUUUCAGAUGACAUUGUACUGAUUUGCAUCUUUUUCUAAUUCUUCUGUUUUGUUCAAAGAUUUUGUACAUGUAAAACAUCACUUCCUGCCUGUUCUAAAACAUUUGUUUAACCUCAUCAUGUUCUACAUGCCUUCAUGUUCUUAAAAACUCAUCUGUAGAAUUGUUUAAUUCAAGUGGUUCAAAAAUAGAACUAGGCAAGAGGUGCAAUUUUCUGGCAUGUAAUUUGCUUUUGAUGUAUACAUUUCUUGUGGAAUAAUUGCUUUUUAUGUUACAAUAUUUUUGAAUUGGUAAGUUUACUAUUUUCAAAAGAGGAGUGAUUAGAGUAGAGCUUUUGUCUCUCUGAAUGUUCCAUGGACUGACUAGAUAGUAUUCACAUCAGUAUUAACUUGUAUUUAUUGGCCAUUGUUUUUCUUUGUGUGAUAUAUAAAUAUUGAGUAAAUAUUUAAUAAGAUUUAUUUAAAUCUAAAUUCAUUUUGUGAUCAAAUGGCAUCUAUGCACUGGUGUGUUGCCUAAUAAAUGUAUCUGUUUGACUGUAAAAUUGAUCAAAUGUUUUGUCACAUAGGGCAUGAUGAAAAAAUCAAGGACAAUUAAGUGUCCUUCAAACUAGCAAUAGUUUCAAUUUUUUUUCCCAAGACUUAAAAAAGAGCCAUAAAGAAAAAAAACUGUUUCUAAUAUUUCUCAAGAUCUAAUAACAAAAACAAAAUGGUACCCAAUCAGCAAUCAUUUGUUUGAUGUCUGAUUUUUUUUUAUAUCAGUCUGUCAAGUAUUUUCUUUUUGUAUUUUUUUUCCAAGACAAACACAAAUUUAAUUAAGUCCUAUGCAGCACAACUUUAUGAGACUAACUUUUGCUAUUUGAAAGGCAUUUAGGUUAGAAAGAAUAAAUAAGAUAUACACAUCCUUAUCUAUUUAGAAUUAACAGAUAACAAUUUGUUGAAUCAGAUCUGCUGUGAAAUAUUUUAUUUGGUCUUUCUAUUCAGUAUUGUUUAUUUUGAUAUUUUCCAUUGGUAAUUAUACAAUUUUUUUCUUUCAUAUUUUAUGUUCAUAAAUUUACUAUGUAACCUGUAUCAAUAUGUUUUGUUGUUUAUUAAAACUAACAUCUCUAAAUAACCAUUUCUCAUUUUAUAAUCUAUAUUCUAAAUUUAGUUUAAAAUAAAGAACGAGAAACUUCACACAUUGUUUUUUUACUAGCAUCCAAUUGCCCAAGUUUUUUAUGAAACAUCAGCUUUUUAUUAUAUGCAAACAUCAAGUGGAAUAAGAGGUUAGAAUUUAUUUUUCAAAUGUUCCACCUUUGGCUGAUUAGAUCUAAAACUGUUUUGUGUGGACAAAUGUUUGGACAAGAAGGUAUUGAAAUGAAUGAAAACAAAAAAUUUGUGUAUAUAUUUUUAAAAAAUUUAUUUUGUUAAUCCAUGAGAACAACUCGUGAAAUAAUACUUCAAAUUUCUGUGUAAACAAAAUUCUAAAAAAAAAAAUGUCAUUAAACAAGUUGUCAUUUACAGUCACAGUAAACUUAUAGGAUAUGAUGUAGA